This is a messenger RNA of Perkinsus marinus ATCC 50983, 884 nucleotides long. RefSeq lists its product as hypothetical. Lineage: Eukaryota; Perkinsozoa; Perkinsida; Perkinsidae. The annotation marks the transcript as partial. The transcript has 5 exons. The record is from RefSeq and is a predicted model, not a curated record.
CACCCAAUUUUCUGCCUCUAAUGUGGGACUCAUCAUCGUCGAGUUCAUGGGCGGUCGGAGAUGAUUUAAAUUCUUCGGAAAACUACAAGUCCUUUGAAAGUGCUACUAAGACGAUUACGGAUGAAAAGUGUAGAAAGGAUCCUGUCUCGGGCGAGACGCGGUGUGAAAUAAUCCGACGUUUUUACAAGCAAACGCAUCCGGGCGGGCCCUUGGAGGAGGUGGAAUCUACUCGGAGGGAGACUACUAGUCCUCAGCACUGGUCCUCGCUUUUCGAAGAUGAUGAUGAUACUAUUAAUGAGGAAAACAAAGAAGUUAAAUCGUUCCCUGCACUCGACGAUGAUGUGGGUCAUCCUGAUGUCCGUCACUUGAUGAAUUUAUUCCAUAGACGCCGACGCGAGCCGCCGCAUGAGACUAUAGUUGUGGAACAAACCAAACCAGGUCUAGGAGAGGAGGUUUUCCUAGCCCUAUUUGGUUCAAUGGUGAAAUUAAUGUUUCGUCAUCUCGAAUGUGAUUUCGCAACACAUGGCACAUUUUUCGGAAGUGCGGCGGACCGGAAGGGAUCAGGAUGCUACGAAGUUUGAGGAUAUAUUUUUUCUUGUGCUAUCUUGAUACUGUCUCGUAGUUUUUAUAAGGACAUUGAAUAUUCCUAUGCUGAUUUUAGUACUGCAAAUGUGAAGAAUGUGUGUUUUCUAUUCCGGGAUUAAUGAUAGUGAACAACUUGUCGCUAUCAUAGUCUCGAAAGGUUACUUUUAUCACAUCACAUGUUCAUAGCAAUGUUUAUAUUGUUUAUGCGAUAUAGUCAUAAUAUAUCGGAAAAAAUCACACACAUUUGCAUCAUAUCAAAUUGACACGCGCUGUAAUCGUUGUGAAUAUAUUCCCCACUA